Rhopalosiphum maidis (corn leaf aphid) is the source of this 3947-nucleotide messenger RNA. RefSeq names its product protein kinase C, brain isozyme (gene Pkc53E). The coding region runs from base 234 to 2267 and encodes 677 amino acids. Lineage: Eukaryota; Metazoa; Arthropoda; Insecta; Hemiptera; Aphididae. The transcript is spliced from 15 exons. Gene Ontology annotation, biological process: protein phosphorylation. The record is from RefSeq and is a predicted model, not a curated record. Gene Ontology annotation, molecular function: zinc ion binding; diacylglycerol-dependent serine/threonine kinase activity; ATP binding.
GCUACUUCGCUAGUGUAAUUUCUGUCGUUGCUCGCCAGUCUCCAGUCGCCAGUCACUACACUAUGUGUCGAGGCUUGUGUGUGUCCCUCGUUCUCUCUUUCACUUUCUUAUCAGUACUGCAGCGCACUGAUUGUUCGACAUCAUUAUAUUAUUUAUAAAUAUUUAAUUAUAUUGACAUUAACGAUCAUUGUCGUUUUUAAAUAAUCGUCCGGGAGGAUAGUUGUGGUAAAAUUAUGGCUGACGAUUACGGAAGUAUGGAGGACAAUGCUGGUGAUAUGAAUACCAAAUUUGGGCUGCGAUUGCGUGGGCGCAAAGGAGCUUUAAAAAAGAAGAACGUCUAUAACGUCAAAGAUCACAAAUUUAUACCAAGAUUUUUUAAGCAACCGACUUUCUGUAGCCAUUGCAAGGACUUUAUUUGGGGUUUUGGAAAACAAGGAUUUCAAUGUCAAGUAUGCAGUUUUGUCGUGCACAAACGAUGUCACGAAUUUGUUUCCUUUACCUGCCCUGGAGCUGACAAAGGACCUGAUUCUGAUGCCGAAACGGCGAAACAUCAAUGGGAUCUUCAUACGUAUAUCACACCUUCUUUUUGCGACCAUUGUGGAUCUAUGUUGCACGGCAUUACCCAUCAGGGUCUCAAGUGUACAGCAUGUGAUAUGAAUGUACAUAAGCGAUGCCAAGAGAGUGUUCCGAAUUUAUGCGGUUGCGAUCAUACAGAACGUCGUGGACGAAUAGAAGUGAAAGUCACGUGCCAUGGAACGAAACUUAUCAUAGAAAUUCGCCAAGGAAAAAAUCUCAUUCCCAUGGAUCCUAACGGGUCAUCAGACCCCUAUGUAAAGUUGAAACUUAUACCGGAUACAGAUAACAUAAAAAAGAAAACCAAGACAAUCAAAUCAUCGUUAAAUCCCGUAUGGAAUGAGACAAUUACGUUUGAGCUGAAGCCUGAAGAUAAAGAUCGCAGACUAUUGAUUGAGGUGUGGGAUUGGGACAGAACGUCCAGAAACGAUUUCAUGGGAUCUUUGUCGUUUGGAAUAUCGGAACUGAUCAAAUCGCCAGUAGAAGGUUGGUUCAAACUAUUAACUCAAGAAGAAGGGGAAUUCUAUAAUGUGCCCGUGCCCGAAGAAGGUGCCGACCUAGCUGCACUAAAAUAUCAAAUGCGGGGCUCAAAAACGCAAAGUCGAAAUUCGAAGACAUCAUUAACCAGUAGAAAACCAAUGGUGCCUGACAAGGAUGUACCUCAUAAUAUGGGGAAAAAAGAUGUUAUCAGAGCGUCGGAUUUCAAUUUUUUACAAGUACUCGGAAAAGGCAGUUUUGGAAAAGUAAUGUUGGCUGAGCGUAAGGGAACUGAUGAAUUGUACGCGAUAAAAAUUUUGAAAAAAGAUAUAAUUAUUCAAGACGAUGAUGUUGAAUGCACCAUGGUGGAAAAACGUGUAUUAGCGUUGUCUAGUAAACCACCAUUCCUUGUACAACUACACUCUUGUUUUCAGACAAUGGAUCGUCUAUAUUUUGUGAUGGAGUAUAUAAAUGGUGGAGAUUUAAUGUUUCAAAUUCAACAAUGUGGAAAAUUUAAAGAACCUGUCGCCGUAUUUUAUUCCGCAGAAAUAGCCAUUGGACUUUUCUAUUUGCAUCUCAAUGGUAUCAUAUACAGAGAUUUGAAAUUGGAUAACGUUCUAUUGGAUCAGGAUGGUCACAUAAAAAUCGCUGAUUUCGGUAUGUGCAAAGAAGGCAUUAUGGGUGAUAAGACUACAAAAACAUUUUGCGGAACACCAGAUUAUAUUGCCCCAGAGAUAAUUUUAUACCAACCCUAUGGCAAGUCUGUCGAUUGGUGGGCUUACGGUGUUCUCCUGUAUGAAAUGUUGGUCGGACAGCCACCAUUUGAUGGAGAAGACGAAGAAGAACUUUUUGCGGCCAUCACUGAUCACAGCGUCAGUUACCCUAAAGGAAUGUCUAAAGAAGCCAAAGAAAUAUGCAAAGGGUUUUUGACUAAAAAUCCGAUGAAAAGAUUGGGAGGAGGUCCCAGGGGUGAAGAAGACAUUCGGGGACAUGUAUUUUUUAGACGUAUCGAUUGGGCAAAAAUUGAAAACCGGGAAGUGCAACCGCCGUUUAAACCAAAAAUCAAACACCGUAAGGACGUGAGCAAUUUUGAUAAGCAAUUCACUGGUGAAAAAACAGAUCUUACCCCCACCGAUAAACUGUUCAUGAUGAAUCUAGACCAAACAGAGUUCAUGGGUUUCUCAUUUCUCAACCCAGAAUUCAUUCAACAUGUAUAAUUUAUUUAUCUCCUUUAUAAGUAUCCUUUUUUUCAAUUUUAUUACAGGGUUUUCCUUUACACUCCUUCGCUGUUAUAUUAUCCCGUCUUUGUCUACCAAUUCCGAAUUCACUAUAGUCAAUUGGACAUUACACAACACCCAUCGAAUUUCUUUCAGUGUUUUUAACUGAUAUACUUUUUGAUCAUUAUCCCUAAUCACGUUAUCAAGACAAAAAACAAACACACAUUUUCUGUUUUACAAUUCAGUAUUAUACUACUACUACUACUACUACUACUACUACUACUACUACUACUACUACUACUACUACUACUACUCCUACUACUACUACUACUACUACUACUACUACUACUACUACUACUACUACUACUACUACUACUACUACUACUACUACUACUACUAUUAUUUUUAUUACCGUUUCUACCGACCCUAUUAGGCCUAUUAUCAUGAAUUAACUAAUUUACAUAAAUAGUACACGACAUUUCUACGGAAUGUUUUCCGCAUGUCUGACCCUUGUUGUCAUACCAUACACAGUAUUUUCUAUCGUAAGUUUAGAGUAUUGUCAUAUAUUUUGUAGUAGUGAUGAAGAAUAAUUAGUCAGCAAACGUCUGUAUUUCAGAGCUUGAGUUUACGCGUUUUGAUUUGGGCGCACAUGAAUUGCCUUCCACAUUUAGGUAGAUGACCUUUUUUCACAAGAAUUUCCGGUGUGGUUUUGGAGGUACUUCGAGUACCAAACAACUGAUUAUAAAUUAAUAUAUCGAUAGUACGUGAUAGAACUAUCGACUAUUAUGUUGAUUUCCAUAAUGCUCAAAAAUAUUAUUUUUGUAUGACUUUAUACACACAUCACUUUUAUGACCAAUUAUUACUUCUCUGUUAGGCACAUAUACAAAAAAUAUUUUAAGGGUGGCCCCAAAAACUAAGUUUGUGAAUUUUCAUACUUUAUAUCGAUAACAUUUUUUAUCUGUAUACUUUCAAUUGGCAAAUAUCAUUGUUACUCUUUAAAAACAUAUUUAAUAAUUUUCCUGUUUUUUAUUUCGGUGAGAGAGGGAUAGAAAUUCUAACCUAGAAGGCCAGAUGUACGCGCCAGACUGUGUUUGUCGAUUUAUUAAAAUAUUUAUAUUUUGUAUUAACUUAAAUUGUGGACAGUAAAACAUUUAUUUUAUUUAUUCAUUAUUUAUUUAUUAUAUAAAUUAUAUUAUAUAAACAAUUUUCGUAGUAUAAUAUUCAAUUUUUUUAUUUUUUGUUCUCACAUUGUAAAUCGUUGUGUGCACAUUCAUAGUAUUUUUUAAUUUAAAAUAAAAAAAUCAAUAUUUGAAAUUUAAACGAGAAAUCAAUCAAAUGUAGUUAUCGAAAGCGAUUCCAGUACAAAAGGGUCACUACCUAAAAUAGGAGGCAAUUAUUUAAGUGAAUGAUAUUUUAAAAUCAGGAGGUAAUUCGAGUAAUCUAUUUUAAAAAAAAAUCACUGAAGGCAAUUCAAAUGUGUCCUUUAGCCCUUUAAUUUAACGUGGUACCAACUUCAAGAGUGUAUGGACGUUAACCAAAGAACAUCGUUCCAUAAAAUAGGAUAAAAUUGGGACCAUUACGCCUAUUGAUAUGAUGUGUGGCUUUAAUUAUUUACAUAGUUUUAAUCCAAAGUUAAGUAGUUUUUAGAAAUACAUUUAUCAUUCAAAAAAAAAAAAAAAA